CCGCGCUUCUAUAAAUAUGAGUGGCUUUCCCACCGGGGGAGCACAUACAACAUCCAGAGGAAAGCGGUGCCUUUAAUUGACUGGACCGAAAAAGUACAGCCAGCCCUGUGCCUCGAAGGCAUCCCAUUACAGUGAAAUGAGCUAAGGAUCGGCGCUCGGCUAUAUAAACCGGCAGAAGGGGUUUGCUCUAACCACAGUUUGCCUUACACUGUCCAGCAUCUCUCUCUCUUUCUCUCUCUCUUUCUCUGGCUCAGCCUGAUGCCACAGAAAGGGAGAACUUUUCCCACUUUCGUUCCCAGAGGCAGAAGGAGCGCAAGGCGGAGACGGCUUUGUUAAGCAUCCUCUCUGGGACAAAGCAGGAUGAGAUAAAACAUAUUCAACGGCAAAGAGGAUCUUCAAGAGGACAGAGACCUGAACAGCAAGAGAACUUCUCUCUUUUGGACUGUGAACACAAGACAACGCCGAAGUUUUAAGAGGAUCAUUGACAGAUCCGCACCUCAACAUGGGCCUCCCAACUUGGGUUUUGGCCUUGGUAGCCAUAUCUUUAUUCAAUCAACAUGUUAGGGGUGGACUCAUCAAAAGAAUCAUUCGACAGAAACGGGAAACAGGGAUCAAUGCCACAUUGCCCGAGGACAACCAGCCGGUGGUCUUCAACCACGUCUACAACAUUAAUGUCCCUGUGGGCUCCCUGUGCGCUGUGGACUUAGAUCCAUCAAGUGGGGACUCAGAACUCAAAGCUCAGACUGAGCCAAGCAAACACUAUCAGGAGCAUACGUUGAAUGAGGAUAACCAGAUAGUCUUCACGCAUCGGAUAAACAUCCCCCGACAGGCGUGUGGCUGUGCGGCAGCUCCUGAUAUCAAGGACCUCAUAAGCCGGCUUGAAGAAUUGGAGGGACUGGUGUCUUCUCUGCGGGACCAAUGCAACAGUGGAGUUGGGUGCUGUCCCAAUGCCCAGACAGCAGAAGGUCUCCUUGAUGCCAAACCCUACUGCAGUGGACGAGGAAACUACAGCAAUGACAUCUGUGGCUGCAUCUGUGAAGCUGGAUGGAAAGGACCCAACUGCUCCGAACCAGAAUGCCCCUUGAAUUGCAAUGGCAGGGGGCUGUGUGUCAACGGCAAGUGUGUUUGUGAUGAAGGCUUCACUGGAGAUGACUGCGGGCAGAGGACAUGUCCAGGGGAUUGCAACGACCAAGGGAAAUGUGUUGAUGGACGAUGCAUUUGCUUCGACAGCUAUGCCGGUGAGGACUGUAGUAUGGAGAUCUGCCUGGUGCCCUGCAGCGAGCACGGGAAGUGUGUGAAUGGACAGUGCAUCUGCGAUGAAGGCUUCAGUGGGGCAGACUGCAGUCAACCCCUAUGCCUCAACAAUUGCAACAAUCGGGGACGCUGUGUGGAAGAGGAAUGCGUGUGCGAUGAAGGCUAUACUGGUGACGACUGCAGCGAACUCAUCUGCCCCAACGACUGCUACGACCGCGGGCGUUGCAUCAAUGGGACCUGCUUUUGCGAAAUGGGGUUCACUGGAGAAGACUGUGGGGACAUUGCUUGCCCCAACAACUGCAAUGGCAAUGGGCGCUGUGACAACGGGGUGUGCGUCUGUUAUGAAGGCUUCACCGGAGAUUACUGUAGCGACCGGAGGUGUCCGAAGGAUUGUAACAAGCGUGGCCGUUGUAUUAAUGGGCAGUGCGUCUGCAGUGAAGGGUUCUUGGGCCCUGACUGUAGUGAAGUGAGGUGUCCCAAGGACUGCAACAACCAGGGGCGUUGUGUCAACGGCCAGUGCAUAUGUGAUGAAAGGUUCAUGGGGGAGGAUUGCAGCGAGCUGAGAUGCUGGAACGAUUGCAACCAUCGAGGCCGGUGUAUCAAUGGGCAAUGUGAAUGCAACGAGGGCUUCAUGGGGGAUGACUGCGGUGAACUGAAAUGCCCCAACGACUGCCACAACCGAGGGAGAUGCAUCAAUGGGCAGUGUGUGUGCAACGAGGGAUUUGUGGGAGAGGACUGUGGGCAGUGGCGGUGUCCCAAUGACUGCCACAAUCGGGGACGCUGUGUAGAUGGCAAAUGUGUGUGUGAUGAGGCCUUCAUGGGCAUCGAUUGUGGUGAAUUGAGGUGCCCCAAUGACUGCAAUGGCCACGGCCUGUGUAUUAACGGCCAGUGUGUUUGUGAUGAAGGUUACACGGGCGAAGACUGUGCAGAACGGACCUGUCCCAAUGACUGCAACCGGCGUGGCUUGUGCAUCAAUGGCACAUGUGUCUGCAACCAAGGGUUUGUAGGUGUCGACUGCGGAGAGCUGGCUUGUGUCAACAACUGCAGUAACCGAGGCCGUUGUGUGAAUGGGCUGUGUGUGUGCAAUGAAGGUUUCAUCGGAGUGGACUGUAGCCAACGACAGUGUCCCAGAGACUGCAGCAACCGUGGUCUGUGUGUCAACGGUGUGUGCAUAUGUGAUGAAGGAUACCAAGGGAUUGACUGCAGUGAACAGUCUUGCCCCAACAACUGCAAUGAUCUGGGUCGCUGCAUCAACGGACAUUGCUUCUGUGAUGAAGGCUAUGUCGGGGACGACUGUUCUGAUGUAUCACCUCCAAAGGAUCUGAAAGUUGUAGACGUGACAGACAAGACGGUCAACUUGGAAUGGAAGAAUGAAAAUGUUGUCACUGAAUACCUCAUCACUUACGUCCCUACUGGCAUUGGUGGCUUAGAAAUGCAGUUCAAGGUACCUGGAAACAGAUCAUCAACCACCAUCCGAGAGCUGGAACCUGGUGUAGAAUAUUUCAUCCGCGUCUUUGCCGUCCUCAAGAAUAAAAAGAGCAUCCCCAUCAGUGCUCGGGUUGCCACUUAUUUGCCUGCGCCCGAUGGCUUGAAGUUCAAAUCUGUCAAAGAGACAUCAGUAGAUGUAGAGUGGGACCCUGUGGACUUUCCAUUCAGUGGAUGGUUGAUCGAGUUCAACAACCUGAAAGAAGAAGACAAUGGAGCCAUACGAAGCAGUUUAGAAAGUCCAAGGACGUCCUACAUGCAAAUAGGCCUGGCUCCAGGACAGCAAUAUAACGUGUCGCUUUAUGUAGUGAAGAAUCAAACCAGGGGACCCGGUCUCUCCAAAAUAGUGACAACAAGACUUGAUGCUCCAAGCCAGAUUGAGGCCAAGGAUGUUACAGACACCACCGCCUUGAUCACAUGGUUUAAACCCUUGGCUGAGAUCGAUGGGGUUGAGUUGACUUACGGGCCAAAGAGUGCUCCAGGGGACCGGACAUCGAUUGAUCUCUCAGAGGAUGAAAGCCAGUUCUCCAUUGGAAACCUGAAGCCACACACAGAAUAUGAAGUGACAUUGACGUCCCGACGAGGGGAGAUGGAGAGCGAUCCUGUGACAGAAACAUUUAUCACAGAUCUGGAUGCUCCAAGAAAUCUGAAACGCCUCUCCCAGACAGACAACACUAUCACCCUUGACUGGAAGAACAGCCAAGCCACACCUGAAAUGUAUAGGAUCAAAUAUGCCCCAAUUUCUGGAGGAGAUCAUAUUGAAGUCACUGUGCCCAGAAGCAACCAAGCCACCACCAAAGCUACACUCACAGGUUUGAGACCUGAAACAGAAUACGGCAUUGGUGUGACAGCUGUGAAAGAGGACAAAGAAAGUGCUCCGGCUACAAUUAAUGCUGGAACUGAUUUAGAUAGUCCAAAAGAUUUGGAGGUCACUGAUCCUACUGAAACCACCCUCACCCUGCGAUGGAAGCGACCCUUGGCCAAAAUUGACCGCUACCGCCUUAGUUACCUGACUCCUUCUGGGAGGAAGAACGAGAUCGAGAUUCCAGUAGACAGCACCUCUUACAUCCUAAGGUCAUUAGAUGCAGGGAUAGAGUACACCAUCAACCUCGUGGCGGAGAAAGGGAGGCACAAGAGUAAACCCUCAACAGUGACUGGCACGACUGAGGAGGAACCUGAGCUGGGGAACGUAUCAGUCUCAAAAGUUCACUGGGAUGGAUUCCAGCUCACCUGGACCGCCGCCGAUGGGGCCUAUGAGAGCUUUAUUAUCCAGGUGCGGGAAUCCAAUCUACCCGAAGAUGCAAGGAAUCUCACUGUUCCUGGUGGUUUAUGGUCUGUGGACCUCACUGGCCUCCUACCAAACACUCUCUACACCAUCACCCUUUAUGGGGUCACUCAGGGCUACAGAACAAAACCCCUCCAGGUUGAAUCUACGACAGCCACCAAACCAGACGUUGGUGAUCUAACCAUUUUGGGCAUCACCCCUGAAAGCUUCAACCUUUCCUGGACGGCCACCAACCAAGCCUUCAAGAUGUUUACCAUUGAGAUUAUUGAUUCCAACAGGUUGCUGGAGCCCAAGGUGUAUAAUGUCUCUGGCAAUUUGAGAACUGCACAUAUCUCAGGGUUGUCCCCCAAAACUGAUUUCAUUAUCUACCUCUAUGGAGUCACUAAUGGUUUCCGGUCUCAGACACUGACUGCUGCAGCUACUACAGAAGCAGAGCCAGAAGUGGACAACCUGUUGGUGUCCGAUGCUACACCACAUGGCUUCCGUCUUUCUUGGACAGCAGACGACGGCGCCUUUGAUAGUUUUGUUCUUAAAAUCAGGGCUGCCAACAUACUCUCAGACCCUCUGGAGCUCAUUGUGCCAGGCCACGAACGCACCCAGGACAUAAUAGGGCUGAAGGAAGGCAUGGAGUAUUACAUUGAUCUCUAUGGAGUUACCAGUGGACGGCGUUCGCAACCCAUAAAUGCAAUAGCCACGACAGCCAUGGGAUCACCCAAGGAUAUCACAUUCUCAGAUAUCACUGAAAACUCAGCGAUGGUCAGCUGGACUGCUCCAGUGGCUCGUGUGGACAGCUACCGGCUUACCUACGUUCCAGUAACAGGAGGUCCUUCCACUUCUGUGACAGUAGAUGGAAACAAGAGCAGGACCAGACUAGCCAGGCUGAUUCCUGGUGUGGAGUACACUGUCAGCAUUAUCUCAGUCAAAGGGUUUGAGGAAAGCGAGCCUGUUUCUGGAUCUUUCACUACAGCCCUGGAUAGCCCGUCGGGACUAAAGGCUGUAAACAUCACAGAAUCUGAAGCAUUGGCUGUCUGGCAACCAGCAAUAGCUGCAGUAGAUGAAUAUGUGAUUUCCUACAUUACUGAUGGUGCACCGGAAGUGACGCAGAGAGUCUCUGGAAAUACGGUGGAAUAUGAUCUCUUAGACCUUCGCCCAGCCUCUGAGUACACACUCAAGAUUUACGCCAUUAAAGAUUCACAGAAAAGUAGAAUCAUCUCCACCAAGUUUACUACAGCUCUUGAUACUCCAAGGGACCUGACCACCACUGAUGUCCAGUCUGAAACAGCACUGGUGAAAUGGAAGCCUCCCCGUGCGCCAGUCACAGGUUACCUCCUCAUCUACGAGUCCAUUGAUGGCAAGCUCAAGGAGGUGAUCCUGGGACCCGAAUCGACGUCCUACGGUUUGUCAGACUUGAGUCCGUCCACUCAGUACACUGUGAAGUUGCAGGCAUUGAACCUGAACCUGAGAAGCAAGACCAUCCAAACGGUUUUCACAACAACCGGGCUUCUGUAUCCUUACCCCAGGGAUUGCUCCCAAGCUCUGCUGAAUGGAGAGACAACCUCUGGCCUCUACACAGUUUAUUUAAAUGGUGACCAGUCACAGCCAGUCGAAGUUUACUGUGACAUGACUUCUGAUGGCGGAGGAUGGAUUGUGUUUUUAAGAAGGCAGAAUGGAGCAGAGGAUUUCUACAGAAACUGGAGGACAUACGAGGCUGGCUUUGGUGACCCCAAGGGUGAAUUCUGGCUGGGUCUGGAUAAGCUGCACAAGAUAACUUCCGCAGCCCAGUAUGAACUGCGUGUGGAUCUGCGGGAUCAUGGAGAGACUGCCUAUGCUCUCUAUGAGAAGUUCACUGUGGGAGAUGCCAGGACUCGCUAUCGGCUCAAAGUUGAUGGAUACAGUGGCACAGCAGGUGAUUCAAUGACCUAUCAUAAUGGAAGGUCCUUUUCGACCUUUGACAAAGACAACGAUUCGGCCAUCACAAACUGUGCAUUAUCAUACAAAGGAGCGUUCUGGUACAAAAACUGCCACCGGGUCAACCUGAUGGGGAGAUAUGGGGACAACAGCCACAGUCAGGGUGUCAACUGGUUCCAUUGGAAAGGCCAUGAAUAUUCCAUCCAAUUUGCCGAGAUGAAACUGAGGCCCUACAGUUUCCGGAACCUGGAAGGGAGGCGGAAAAGAGCAUAGACCACCCUCCGUGAUCCGAGAGAGAGAUUGAGACAAAAUUGAACUGGGAAGAAAGUUUGUUUGUUUCUUCCUAGGAAAUUGGGGAAGGGAAAUUAGCAGUGAGGAUGGGUCCUUUACCAAAGCAUUGGUGUUGCUCAACCUAACCUUGGCUCCUUUGACCGUGUUUUUUUAAAAGGGGGGAUAGUGGGUGGGAAAGCCUUCUUCAAACCAUAGCAUGCUCAAUGGGGCACCCUUCUUCUGUACAUAAACGGCUUGUUUUGCACCAAAGAUGACGAUCCAGAGGGAGAUUUGGGGGGACAAUUUUCUAUACUGUCUCCCCCCACAACUCUUUGGUCAACAGAAAUCUUUGGGCAAGGGCUCUUUAAGAGGAAAAAAGAGAUAAUCGGGCACUUCUCCAAGCAAACCCGCUUUGUUUCUAUUCUUUUUUUCCAUUCCAAAACAUGUCACUUUCAUGAGCAUUGUUAGCCAUCCUUAAGCUUGAGCUGGUCACCUUUAUGUUUUUUUUCUCUCUUCCUUUUCAACCAUAUAUACAUAUAUAUAUGGAGCCAUGCAGAAAAGAGGGCACAAAGACAAGCAAUCCUGUUUCAACUUUUCUGCCUAAAGUUAAUAUUAUUAAUAUAAUGAAAAUAAUAAGGAUGAUGGUAAUAAGCUAAAUUUUGUCAUUUAUUUGUAAAGAAAGAAGGAAAGAGAAACCCAUGCUUUCCAAAAGACAACAGGGCAGUGUCUGAUUGUAAAUGUUUUUAAAGAAAAAAAAUUGAAUAAAAGCACAAUUUUACUUUUA
Anolis sagrei ordinatus is the source of this 6986-nucleotide messenger RNA. The record is from RefSeq and is a predicted model, not a curated record. NCBI's taxonomy places the organism in Eukaryota, Metazoa, Chordata, Lepidosauria, Squamata, Anolidae.